AUGAGGUGCCGAGUGGCUGAUCCUGACACCUGUUACUCUUCCUCCCACCUUCUCCUCAGCCCUGCUUUACUGAACCGUCCACUCCCUUACACAAUAUCUUCACUGCCUCCAACACAGGACCUGUGUUCUGUGAUGGUUUCUAGCUUCAAAGGUUCUCUCAGUGGAAAUCACUGGAAGACAGCACAAGGCGGCCAGCUGCAGGAGGCCCAGGCCAUCUCUGUGCUCCACGAGAUGCUCCAGCAGAGCUUCAACCUCUUUCACACAGUGCACUCCUCUGCUGCCUGGGACACCACCCUCCUGGAGCAGCUCCGCACUGGACUCCAUCAGCAGCUGGACGACCUGGAUGCCUGCCUGGGGCAGGUGAUGGGAGAGGAAGACUCUGCCCUGGGAAGGAUGGGCCCCACACUGGCCGUGAAGAGGUACUUCCAGGGCAUCCAUGUCUACCUGCAAGAGAAGGAAUACAGCGCCUGCGCCUGGGAAAUCGUCAGACUGGAAAUCAUGAGAUCCUUCUCUUCAUCAACCAGCUUGCAAGAAAGGUUAAGUGUGAUGGAUGGAGACCAGAACUCACCUUGA
Molecule: messenger RNA, 573 nt
Organism: Cervus elaphus (red deer)
Lineage: Eukaryota; Metazoa; Chordata; Mammalia; Artiodactyla; Cervidae
Product: interferon omega-1-like
Exons: 2
Coding region: 1-573 (190 amino acids)
Biological process (GO): cytokine-mediated signaling pathway; B cell differentiation; B cell proliferation
Cellular component (GO): extracellular region
Molecular function (GO): cytokine activity; type I interferon receptor binding
Source: RefSeq, a predicted model, not a curated record